AUGGAGGCUUUGCUGGCACACUCGUUCGAUUACCUUUCCUCUUACGAACCAAGCAAAGUUCGCAAAGGGCUGCGGCAGGUCGAAGGGCUCCUCGCACAGAUUUGUUUAUCCAAGACGAAACGCCCGGCGUCUGACAAACGGCGUUCCCUUUUGUCGUUUGGGGCUCCGCAACCGGUGCCCAAGUCUUUGGCCGAGCUUCGAGAUGAUCCGGCCUUCAGGGAAUUUUUCAAACUUCAGGAGGGGUUUCAAUGGAAUGUCGCAAUGCGCUUGGUGACAUGUCUCGAACACCUGCUUGGGCGGGGGAGCAAUGGCACCAAUGACCUUCUCAUCGUCUCCACACUCGAUCUGAUACAGGGUGUGCUCCUCCUCCACCCUCCAUCGCGCACACUGUUCGCGCGCGAAAUCUACAUGAACCUACUUCUGGACCUCCUUGAUCCAAUCAACUGCCCCGCCAUCCAGUCUGCGACCCUUCUCACCUUGGUCACGGCUCUUUUGGACCACCCCGCCAACACGCGCACUUUCGAGGAACUUGACGGACUGCUUACGGUGACCUCGCUUUUCAAGCAACGUGCAACAUCUCGUGAAGUCAAGCUCAAACUCGUCGAAUUCCUGUAUUUCUACCUGAUGCCGGAAACACCGAUGAUCCCCACUAGCGCAGCGAGUGCGCCCAACACAGCAGUCCUUGGACAUCAACGGAGUCCAAGUAAACUUGGUGUUUCCCCGGUCUCCCGGAGUGUUAAUGUGCCCGGUGCCUACGGCGGCGGAAAGGCGCAUCGGGAUACACGUACGACUGACGAGAAGCAAGCAUUAUUGGGCCGGUAUUUGAACAAUGUGGAGGAUCUGGUCGAGGAUUUGAAAGAAACAGCACCCUUUGGAGCAACAGUCUAUUAG
Molecule: messenger RNA, 891 nt
Organism: Aspergillus neoniger CBS 115656
Lineage: Eukaryota; Fungi; Ascomycota; Eurotiomycetes; Eurotiales; Aspergillaceae
Product: cell division control protein 14
Exons: 2
Coding region: 1-891 (296 amino acids)
Source: RefSeq, a predicted model, not a curated record